GCAACAGAAAUUUUUCUUGCAUGAAACUACUGUAUGGCCACCACGGAUUCAUCAGAAAUUCCAAAUCAUCAUGCUCGCCUUGAAGUGUGCUCCACCCGACCAGCUUAUCGCGAAGGAAGAAAGCCGACGGCUGUGAAAGUUUAUACAAUUCACCAUGAGUCAAGUUACCUCUUGGUACAAGGUGUUCCAGCUGUUGGUGCUGGACAAGAGCUGUCAAGACUGUUUGGAAGCUUUGGUUCUGUAGUAGAAUGCCGCCCUCUCGAUGACUACCCAACAGACACGUUUUCUGAGGCUUACCUCAUCAAGUUUCAGAAAAUUCAGUCUGCAAGAUUUGCCAAAAAGAAGUUGGAUGACUACUCCUUCUUUGGAGGAAAUCUGCAUGUCUGUUAUGCCCCAGAAUAUGAGACUACCCAAGAAACACGCCACAAGUUGAAUGACCGACGAAGGGUCAUUGCUGCAAAAAUUCUACAACAUGCUGGCCAGCCUAGGCCAUAUCAGCGACAGCUUCCCAAGCCACUGCAGCAUGGACAGUUACCAGUGGCAGCAAGAAGAAUGGAACAGUUUGAUAUAAAUUUUUCACAGCUGGAAUCUUUGCCAUUAUUACAAGAAAGGCUACUUUUGCAAGCAGAAAGUUCUCUUGCUGUUGAUGUUCAAAACAGAACAUCCAGCGUGCCAGCAGUUCCUAGCACUGGAAUAAAGCAUCCACAAGGAAAUUGCAGCCAACAUUCUAGAGGCACAGAUAGUGGUACAUUUACUGUGAUUCUGAAUCAGCCACAUGAACAAAAGACAAAUGCAGGAACCAUAAGAAGUGAAAACAUUGUGAUAAAGCAGUACAAUCCCAAAAAUCAAGCUUUAAAGUUUGUGCCCAGGCAAGCAAGUAAAAGACAAGAUGCGGAACUAACUUCCACUUUAAGCAGGGAAAAAGAUAAAGAUGAACUAAACCAUGCAAUUCAGAAGGAGGCUUUUAGACUUUGUGAGCCACAAGGGCCUGCUCUUCCACCUUCAAAGGAGGAACGAGAGCAGUUAUUGGGCCAUCGGCCAUUUGUUGACCCUAAAGUUGAAGCAUCAGUUAAUUCUACAGUGAAAGAGAUCAGAAAACGAUUAUCAAAGUUUAUUACAGAGUCUGUACCCAAAAAGAUGAAGCACGAUGAUACAUCAGCUCACAAAGAACGUGGAAUAAGCAAAGCUGUUAAAUCUUAAAAACUGUCAUGCUGGACUUAAGGAUGGAGAGAAGAGGGAAGUGGGAAAAUUUUUCCGUUUUUUAUGUUCAAUCAGCCCUCUUAAAAUGCUGUGGAUAGAUUGCAGCUCGGCUGUAUAUUAUGAUCUUGUAUACCACUGACUCCUAGUACCUAAGUGUAUUUUAUAGCUUCACUAGUGCCAAAAUUGUGAAGAUACAGUUUCAGCAAAUUGCUUCUACUAGAAUAAAAUGAAGUCAGUCCCUAAAGAAAGAUGGAUAUAGAGUGUUGCUAUGAACUGAUAUAAAAUGCAGUUUUAGUAAUGAGAUAAGCUCAUAUUGAGGAUGACAGCACACCAACUGGAUUAGAGAAUGCAAAUUUAGCACAGUUUCAAACACAAAUGCACAUUCUUCUUUUAAAUGUUCUUUAAUAUGUUAUAGAAAACAUAAAUACCACAUCAGUGAGAACACUCUCAUGGAAGGACCUUAAACAAAUUACAUAAACCUGGCAGAUGAUAUCAAUUUCUUAACAAAAGUGAAAUAGUACCAGCCAAAAUGUUUGUCGCUGAUAAUUGUUUCCUUCAUGCUUUGCUGUACUUCUGAUGACAGGUCAAGAGAUCAGGAGCAUCUCUGAUAGUCUUCAACUUGAAGACUAGUUGAAACCUUUAGUGUGGGAUGAUUAAACUUUUUAUCAAAAACAUCAACCAUCAGAGCUAGCAAGUUUUCAAUAUUUUAAAAAUUCAUCGAAGUACCUUGCUCUUAAGCUUGCAACCCUGCAGGAUGUUGUGUGAUGUCUGUAACUCUUUGCUGUGUUUAAUAAGGUUCUCCAACAUUUCAAGACAUCAUAUUAUUAUAAAAAUUUUGAUUAGUGAGCUCCUGCUUUCCACGAAACUGUCAACUUUAUGCCCUUCAGAACUACAAUAUAAAUAUGCAGACCAGGGCCACUUCCUGCAUGCUCAACUGGCUGUUGUAUGAAAAACCAUGGCACAGAGUGAAUAAUAUGGCUGGCAGAUCUUCACCUUUACUUUGUACUGGCAACUUCAUGUCAUUUCACAAACUUCCAUGUCCAUACACGUUAACAUCACCUGAUAGCAUUUCUCCGUUCAUCCUAGAUUGCCACUAUGUCUAAGCACACCAUGCACUUCAGAAGUCAUAUAUAAUUGGGACUUACAACAUAUCUUUAAAAAAAAAAAGUAAAACAAAAUAUAAAAUUGCUGAA
Messenger RNA from Pomacea canaliculata, 2393 nucleotides. RefSeq names its product RNA-binding protein 48-like. The record is from RefSeq and is a predicted model, not a curated record. The coding region runs from base 34 to 1200 and encodes 388 amino acids. The transcript is spliced from 5 exons. Gene Ontology annotation, cellular component: nucleoplasm. Gene Ontology annotation, molecular function: RNA binding. NCBI's taxonomy places the organism in Eukaryota, Metazoa, Mollusca, Gastropoda, Architaenioglossa, Ampullariidae.